Messenger RNA from Ceratitis capitata (Mediterranean fruit fly), 7004 nucleotides. RefSeq names its product histone-lysine N-methyltransferase trr. Gene Ontology annotation, molecular function: transcription coactivator activity; histone binding; histone H3K4 methyltransferase activity. Bases 260 to 6805 code for a protein of 2181 amino acids. The record is from RefSeq and is a predicted model, not a curated record. Gene Ontology annotation, cellular component: nucleus; MLL3/4 complex. NCBI's taxonomy places the organism in Eukaryota, Metazoa, Arthropoda, Insecta, Diptera, Tephritidae. The transcript is spliced from 9 exons. Gene Ontology annotation, biological process: positive regulation of transcription by RNA polymerase II.
UUUUCAAUGUAGACAAUACUAUAUAAAAAUUUUCAAUUUUGAUGUUUAAAAUAUUCUUUCAUUAAUAAACUGUAAUAUUAAAGUUAUAAAAGAAUGAUAAAGUGCACUUUCAAGUUGCUCUAGUGUAAAUAAACACCAAUAUUAAAUCAGCAAGAGCUUUUGGUAUUGUCUAUGGAAUGAAGUUUGUGAAUACCAUAAGAUUUUUUCUUGAAUAUAACUGUUCUUAUAUUGAUGAGUGGACCCACGCAAUAUAACAAGUAUGAAUCAAAUAAAAAAUAUUGGAAGCACAGAAAACCCCAAUCAGCCUUCAUUCCCCGUAAAUAAUACUAUUUCCGUAAAACGAACUAGUGCAUCAGAAAUAAGUAUCAGUUCGACAAAAAAAAUUAAAUUAGAUAAACCAAAUAACUCUGUUUGGCACACGGAAGGUACCCUAAUUAAGAAACCUUCCAGUGACUGUAGUAAAGAUGAGCUAGUUAAAAAAGGCUUCAAAAGGGAAUCUAUUUCAAAACCUUUUCAAAAUUUCCAAAAUCAGGAGGGGGAAAUUUCAACGGAGAGAGGAAAAUUGACUUUCAACACUAUUCGAAAUUUGGGCAGGUCUAUUAAUAGUUCAUGCCCUUCGAGUCCGUUGAAUACGGAAGAAUAUAUUGUGAUUUCUUCCAAAUUAACAGACGGUAAUGAAGAAAAAGAAAGUGAUAAACACAAUAAAAAGAAAUCAAAUUCAGAUGCUGGCAAUGCCCUAGUGAAUGUCAAUGCAAGUGGACGAAAGGAUGCUAAUUCCAAAUGCACUGCUCAGGCAGAACCUACUGAGGGAACCUUAUUGUCAAUAAACCAAGAAUGUAAUAUUAACGAAAUGGAUGUUGUGAUGUUGUCUUCUAUUCAGGAGCAGAAGUCAGCACAACAAUCGUCCCAAAAUUCUGAUAAUAAUUGUCACCCACCACCUCCAACACGCAUCAUAGCUUCCAAUGCCAGUGUUAUGCGGCAGAGCACAGUGACCUAUACUCGAAUAACAACUGCAAGUACAAUAUCCUCCGGUUUGCAAGCUAAUACCACUGUUUUAAAUCGGAGGAAUAUUUCACCAAAUAUGAAAAAUCAGCAAGUAAUGGUAACAACUAAAAAACUCCCGUCGGAAGUUACACAAACCACAGCAAAAGUUUCGAUUGGUAAUACUACUAUAUCCGUGCCAUUAUUAAAGCCUCUCAAUUCUUCGCAACACAUGCAUCCAGGGAGCUCGGGACACUGUGAUUUACAAAAACAAACGCAAACAGCUACGACAACAACUUCUCAACCGCUUUCUUCACAAACUCAAAUUAAUUUGAGUAAAAUUUUAACGGCAAAGCAAGGAUAUAAGGCAGGCCACCCAACAAUAGUUUCGCUCUCACAGCUUCAAAUCAAGCCUGUAUCAACGACGAAACUUGUCCAAACAAAAGUUUUCAGUAAGAAGCUACCACAACUUCAGUGUUCUGUAACAACAAAUUCGUCUAAUACCAACGCAAGUCUUGUCACUAUUGCUGUAUCAAAAUCUAAACAAAACAUAGCAAUUACACAAUCUGGUUCAAAGAAAUUUACUCAUAAACAAGAUCCUGGUGGUAUAAUACAAAAUAACACCAUUUCAGAAGAUGGACCAUCUCAGUCUGAUAAAAUUGUUUCAGAGAAUUUGGAAUUUACAAACGAACAAAUCGAAAAACCUGUCAGCGAGCUUACCAUGGCCGAAACAAAUAUUUCGCAAAAGGUGUGUUCAUCAGAAAUUCCAUUAAAGAUUGUGUCACCAGUGAACGAUGAAAUUACGUUAAACAAAACAACAGCCAGCAUCAAAAAAGUGUUAAAUCCAAAUGUUAACAUCUUACCUUUACUAACACCACUAUCAAAGAGUUUUGACCAGCAAGGAAAUUCAAAUAUAUAUCCAGCAGUAAGCAUAAUUAGACAAAGUGCACCUCAAUUAAUUACAACAUCAGCCACGACAACUUGUGUAUCUGUUUCAACAAGCGCCUCUGAUAAUAUAAUACAGGCAGAUUUUCAGAAUGCAAAAGCAACAAAUUUGAGCAAUCUGUGUGGAAAGCUAAAUACCUCAUCGUUAAUUUCGAUUCCGAAAAAUAUUUCAUUAGUUCUGUCUAAAAACAACGUUAAUCAACAAACGAAAGCUACUAUUAUGUCAGCAAAUACUGUUAGAAAUGCAAAUUCCACAGAUCAAAAGGUUAAAAAAAUCAAUUUAACUGUUUCAAGUGCCCUUAAUGUUGCAUCUGUCUGCUCCAUGAAUAUGAGUCAGUCUUUUAAUGUCAGUAAUUCUUCGAUUGGGUCAAGUCAGCCUCAUUCGCAAGAUGUGAGUCCCAUUAACAAAUCUACAGUUAUUUCUGUUGCAGUGCCACCGCCUGGUAUAAUAACUUCAGCUGAUCAAAACCAAAUAACGCGCAAAACUGUCAAAGUAACACCCUAUACAUUAUCUUCACUGGGACAACAUUUAGAUAAGCGUUGCAAAUCUGUUGAAGGACAUGAACAAGAUCAUCGUCCAAAUGUUACUAAUGUAGACAUAUUACCCAAGAAGCGCAUUAAACACGACAAUACAGACGCCACUGCAGAUACAUUUGAAAGUUUCAGUAAAAGAGAAAGCGGGGACAGUUUGCAUUCCUUUGGCGAUGUAAAAUCAAUAAUAAGUCAAGACAAACAUCACAACAUUGAACUCAAUAAGUCAUCUAUAAUAGUUCCUAAAUCGGAGGAAUCUAACAAUGUUCUGCUUAAAAAACUUCUUCAAAAUUCCAGCAGCUCGCAUAAUAUUAAUAUUUUGUCUACAAACUUGUCGAGCCCUUCAACGACUUCAAUUUGUAGUCAUGUAUUAUCAGCUCGUAAAGUGAUCAACGUACGCGCACCUAGCUUGGGUUUGGUUAGUUCCCUUGAGGCUCAGUUAGCACGUCCAGUUAUUCCUCCUGUUCCAGCAACUACGUCGACACCAGGACAAACGGAUAUAUCCAAGUCUAUAUUACAGAAAAAUAACACACAAGAAGACUUAUUAAAUAAAGUCCACAAUGAAACUUUAGGUUCACAAACUGAUCCGAAAACGAAGCAUCUUCAAGUAAUAUCGAAGGAAACUUCUUUUGUUUCUAACCCGACUAUUAACACAUUAUUACUGGAUGAGCCACACCGCACCAACUUAACAGUUACUGGGCAGAGUCAAGAGCUCGAUUCGAUUAAUAAAAUGAACCCUAAUAUAUGUGAUAAUAAUGAUAUCCUUAACAAAACGCAAGAAGCCACUUUAAAGGAUAACCAUCCCAAAAAUAGUAAUGGCAACGAAUUUAAAGAUUCUGGAAAUUCUGACGGAAAUGUUUCUCUGCCCAAUAAAAUGCAUGCAUCAAUUCGUUCCGAAAGCUCAAAUGAACAAAACUUGUCGACUGGGACAACAAUCCAUUAUUCCGUUAACAUGGAUAAGAAAGAAGAGACCAACACUGGCGGUUUAUCAACUCUUUCAACAUCUAUACCGAUUACAAAAAGCAUCACAGAGAAUUUAGAAAAUAGCGAUAGGCAAAAAAAUACUAGCAAACUGCUAAAAGCUCAUAAGAAUAGUUUGCCUGACGCGUCUGUAAAAUCAAAGGUAUCGUAUGAUAACGAAGUGCGAAGUUCAAAUAUUCUAGUAAACAUAAAAUUAGAAAAUAAAACCAGCUUAAAUGAAAAGAGUUUGUCGCCUGAGUCUAAUGAAUUGAGUAAUACAGCGUCGUCCCUUCAGAGAACAGUAAUUGUAGAUAAAGAUGUUGAGUCCCGAAAAAAAAGAAAAAGAGAAUACCAGAAGCAACGUAGAUUGUUGCUUAGUGGUAAAGAGUCAACUGUAAAUGUAAUAAACUCUACUUCGAGUGUACCUGGACCAAAAAAGAGGUCAAGAAAAAUAUCUAAGAUUGAAGAGGAUUAUGAUAAUUUUAUCGACAAUUUGAUGACCAACUUGAAGCAAAUGAAACCAAUGCAAGUGUUGGAACCUUUAUUAAAUAGAAACUUUAUUGUGUGCAAUACUUAUGGAUUAAGUAGUAAUCCCCAACGCGGAGUAAAUAGUAAGGAAAAUGGUGAUAGUUUUUUAACUCCUCCUCUUUUAGGGGUGUAUGGUAAUGCCCAUCGGUCCAACGCAAAGACACUUUAUGAUACGGGCUCUUUUCAUUCAAUUGAAAGCAAGGAGAAGCAGUUGUCUACAAUACAAAAUAACUAUUAUGAUCAAGAGUUUUCGCCGAAUAUACGAAAUAACUAUUACGAUCGGUAUUUACGAAUUUGGAGUAUUAUGAAAGAGCGCAACGUGGACUCUUCUGAUAUGAUAGAUAAUCAUAAAGUUAAUAAUGUUAGUAUUGGAAAUUCCGUGGGAGAAAUAUAUAACCGUUUGUCGCUUCAACAACACACCUAUCCCGGAUUGGUCAUAAUGAAUAAAAAUCAAGACCAUUAUAUAGACCGAAUGUCACCAAUUGUCCCCUAUAUCGAUCCUGCAAACCACAUAAAAAAGAACUGUCUGGUGAAACCGGUGAAGCAAAUCGUUGAUAUUGAAAAUGCGAAGCAGUCUUUUACUAUUGCAAAUGAUAUCAGGACCAAACGUGAGGAUAACAACAACCGCUUGGUUACCUUAUCUGUACAAUUAUCUGCUGUUAACAAUAUAUUCGGCGUACUUAAGGACUUAGCCAAUUUAUUGCAUAUUCCUGCUCCUGCAAUGUAUAAAAUUAUUGAUAAACCUUCAUUCAGCUUAUCUCGAGGCCUCUUACCAAAGAUCGAUAAUAAAUUAGUAGCUAAAGGUCAGAUAAGUUUUCAACAAGAUGUUAUGAGCGGUAAAAAAAAAAUAUGUUAUAAUUGUGGUACCUCUCUGACAACAAAUGCAGGAUUUCAGUCGUUUAAAACACCUUUCAGUGAUGCUAAAAAAUUGUCUUCUGACUUGUCACCAAUGAAGGUGCAAUUUUGUGACAAAUAUUGUUAUGAACAUUUUAAUAAUCCCAAUCUAGUGGAAAGCACGAAUGAAGACUCCAAAGUAAAAAAUGCGCAAUUGACGACAGAGCAAAAGUUUUCGCAUGAAAAUGCAAGUGGAGGUAGAAAUAUUGGAAAGCAAAGUACUGUUUCCAAAAAAAAUGAAAGUAAAUGUUGCACUUAUAAACACUACAAUGCUAACUGCUUUAACGAUUCAAAGAAGAAUAAUCGUGCUUCUGAAAAUGAAAGAAAGGACAGAUCGAUGUACAUUCGCGAAUCAUUUCUGGAGCAAAACAGUUUGAAAAGCUAUUUUGCUGGUUGCAUUUUAAACAGUUCGAGUGAAGAUGUGCGCCAGUGUGUGUUUUGUUACCAGCGAGGGGAUGGAGCAGCCAAUGGGCCAUCUCGUUUACUAAAUUUCGAUAUUGAUAAAUGGGUGCAUUUAAAUUGUGCUCUUUGGUCCAGCGAAGUUUAUGAGACAAUAAGUGGAGGCCUUAUGAACUUUCCAGCAGCUUUACAACUUGGACUUAACCAAUCUUGCAGCGGAUGUCAACAGCUGGGCGCCACUGUGCGAUGUUUCAAAAAUCGAUGCACCCAAGUUUUUCACUUACCGUGUGCAAUAAGAGAGAAUUGCGUUUUUUAUAAAAAUAAAACAAUACAUUGUCAACAGCAUGCUACUCGAUUAGAAAAGGAAAAUGAACUAACAUCCCUUAUUGUUCAUAGGCGUGUAUUUGUUGAAAGAGACGAAAACAGACAAGUUGCUACUGUUAUGCAUCAUUCAGAAUUGACAAAUUUACUUAGGGUUGGCACUUUGAUAUUAUUGAACAUUGGUCAACUACUUCCACAUCAAUUAGAAGCGUUCCACAACAUAGAUCACAUUUAUCCUGUAGGAUACAAAGUCAUUAGAUUUUAUUGGUCGAUGAAAGAGCCAAAUCGUCGCUGCCGUUACGUUUGCUCAAUAGCUGAAAUUGCCGGUCGCCCUGAAUUUCGAAUUCAGGUUCAGGAAUCUGGAAAUGAAAUUGAAUUGCGGGAUUCCUCCCCUAAUGCUGUGUGGAAACAAAUUUUGACACCAAUCGCAACUAUGCGCAAGAAUAAUAAAGUUGUGCAACUCUUUCCUCAAUUCAUUUCUGGGGAAGAUCUCUUUGGUUUAACAGAGCAUUCUGUUGUACGGAUAAUAGAAAGCUUGCCGGGUAUAGAAACUUUGACAAAUUACCGUUUUAAAUAUGGACGUAAUCCAUUAUUGGAGUUGCCACUUGCCAUCAAUCCCAGUGGAUCUGCCCGAACUGAGCCAAAACAGAAACAAAUUGUUCCUUGGAGAAAGCCUCAUACGCAAAGGACUGGCUCUACGGCAAACCAACGUAUGGCGAAUUCCACAGCGUCUAUUGCGGGGGAAAUAGCUUGUCCCUAUAGUAAACAAUUUGUGCACUCAAAAAGCUCGCAAUAUAAAAAAAUGAAACAGGAAUGGAGAAAUAAUGUUUACUUAGCCAGAUCUAAAAUACAGGGGCUCGGCUUGUAUGCAGCUCGGGAUAUAGAAAAACACACAAUGAUUAUAGAAUACAUUGGAGAAGUUAUUCGUACCGAAGUGUCAGAAAUUCGAGAAAAGCAAUAUGAAGCCAAGAAUCGAGGAAUCUACAUGUUCCGACUGGACGAAGAUAGAGUUGUUGAUGCCACUUUGUCUGGGGGACUAGCCCGCUAUAUAAAUCACGCUUGCAAUCCUAACUGUGUAACUGAAACUGUUGAUGUUGACCGUGAACUUCGGAUUAUAAUAUUUGCCAAGCGAAGAAUUAAUAGAGGAGAAGAGCUGUCUUAUGAUUACAAAUUUGAUAUAGAAGAUGAUGCGCAUAAGAUAUCAUGUAUGUGUAGUGCUCCCAAUUGCAGAAAAUGGAUGAAUUGAGCUGAUAUAUAUAUGUAUAUAUAUAUAUAUAUUAACUAUUUUAAGCAAAAUCAUAUCAAUAUUAUAAACGUGUAAAAUAAUAAGUAAAAUUAUUAUAUACAACUAAACUUAAGCGGAUGUAUUUAGUAUAUUACUUCGUUAUAUAUAUAUAAUCAUGUAAUGUUAUAAAUAAUAAAGUGCUUGAAAUUUUGUAGUUGCA